AUGGCGCCCGAAUCAUUGACUGGUGCCCGCCAGACGCAGCCUGAAGCUAACACAUUCGAGAACGCGGCAAAUCUCUACGGAUGGCCCCAGGAGAAUGAACGGGGCUACCGUAUACAAGAACGGCCCUAUGGAUCAGAGCGACCCCUCAGAGUGAUUCACAUCGGAGCCGGGAUUUCGGGGAUAUGUAUGGCAAAGUUGUUACCAGAAACACUGAGCAACGUCUCCUUGGUCUGCUAUGACAAGAAUGACGAUAUUGGCGGCACCUGGCUCGAGAACAGGUAUCCUGGAUGUGCAUGCGAUAUACCAUCUGUGAAUUACCAGUUCACCUGGGCUCGAAAUCCGAAGUGGUCUCAAUUCUAUUCUCGGGCAGACGAGAUUUGGCAGUACUUGAAGGACACUGUAGAUGCGUAUGACUUGACGAAGUAUAUGAGACUUGAGCAUGAGGUGCGUGGAGCGCAAUGGGACGAAAAGGAGUCGGUUUGGAAGGUGUCGGUUGUCAAUUUGCGUACCAAGGAGGUCUUCACAGAUACUGCCGAAAUCCUGGUGAACAAUUCCGGUGUUCUGAACGAUUGGCAAUGGCCGAAGAUCGAAGGAUUGAAGACUUUUAAGGGCAAGAUCUGCCACACAGCACGCUGGGACAAUACGAUCAAUCUGAAUAAGGCAAAGGUUGCUGUGAUUGGGAUGGGCAGCAGCGGGAUUCAAGUCACUUCCGAGAUCGCCGACAAGGUUGAGCAUCUGUACACAUGGGUGCGAAGUCCAACGUGGAUAACGGCCGGCUUUGCGCAGAACUGGGCAGGCCCGAAUGGCGCAAACUUCGAAUACAGUAAAGAGCAACAGGACGCAUUCCGGCAGAACCCUUCAGCAUAUCUCGAGUACUGCAAGAAGAUCGAGAGUGAGCUCAACCAGAGGUUCAAGUUCAUCUUGGCUGGAACUCCAGAGGCCGCCGCGGCGAAGAAGUUUGCCACGGACCAAAUGUCUGCACGUCUGGGCGGAGAUGCCGAAUUAGUUGACAAGCUGAUACCGAAAACGUUCAACGUUGGCUGCAGACGUCCCACGCCGGGCAACGGAUUCCUCGAAGCACUCGUCAGGCCGAAUGUCACGGCGUUCACACAAGGCCUCAAAAAGAUCAUCCCGCGCGGUGUCGUGAAUGAAGACGGAACUGAGCACGAAGUGGACACUAUUGUUUGCGCCACUGGGUUCAACACGACGUGGGUGCCUCGAUUUCCCAUUGUCGCCCACGGCAAGAACGUCCAAGAUUUACUCGCUGGGCGGCCUCUGUCGUAUCUGUCCAUAGCAAUGCCGGACAUUCCCAACUACUGGAUGGGCGUUGGUCCCUACGGACCGUUGGGCCACGGCUCUUUCAUCCCUAUCAUCGAGCUGGUAACUCGCCAUAUCCUCAAAGUGGUAAAGAAGAUGCAGCGAGAGAACGUCCGUUCACUGGAGCCACGAAGAGAUGCGUGCGAAGCGUUCACCGAGCAUGCAGAUCUGUUCUUGAAACGCACUGCAUGGUCUGGCCAGUGCAGGAGUUGGUUUAAGCAAGGCAGACUAGACGGCGCCUUAUCGAUCUUUCCGGGGAGCAGAUUGGUUUACAUGGACUUACUGGCUGAGCCACGGUACGAAGACUAUAGGAUCUCGUAUGUUGGAGGCAACCAGUUUGGCUUCUUGGGGAAUGGCUUCAGCACAAAAGAAUUUGAUGGCAGCGACCUGGCGUACUACCUGGGGACAGAUGAUGCACCCGGUGCACUGCUUCCAGAAAACACCAACAGCACUGCGAAGCAGGUCGAUACGAAGGCCAACGGUGUGGCAGUCAGCACGACUGAAUUGCAGUCCGACGUGCUAGCCCACUGA
This is a messenger RNA of Cyphellophora attinorum, 1848 nucleotides long. Its product is annotated as putative sterigmatocystin biosynthesis monooxygenase stcW. The transcript has 4 exons. NCBI's taxonomy places the organism in Eukaryota, Fungi, Ascomycota, Eurotiomycetes, Chaetothyriales, Cyphellophoraceae. Gene Ontology annotation, molecular function: flavin adenine dinucleotide binding; NADP binding; N,N-dimethylaniline monooxygenase activity. Bases 1 to 1848 code for a protein of 615 amino acids. The record is from RefSeq and is a predicted model, not a curated record.